AUGUUUCACAGGUUACUCCCGAUUGUGACUCUGCUGCUGUGCGCAGGGAGCGCAUGGUCUGCCACCAACCAAUGUCCUGACUGCGGAACCACCCCGGUACCCUACCCGCUAAGCACCGAUCCCGCGUGCGGUCACCAGUCCUAUAAGAUCCGCUGCGAUGCGGGCGCACCCAUCUUCGAUACGGUCAACAAUUCCUACCCAAUCAUCUCCAUCGACCCUUCGAUCCAACGGCUAGUGAUCAAGCCCGCAGGGCUAUUAUCCAACACCUGCGUCACGUCCGAUAUGGUCCACCAAGGCAUCCAGCUCAACAGCAGUCUCCCUUUCAACGUCACCAGCAGUAACACUAUCAUGUACCUCAACUGUACAGACGCGUUGCUUCGGUCACCGUUGGAUUGCUCGUCGACAAGCUUGUGUCACGCAUUCAUCAACGGUACCCAAAAUGCGGCUCCGUGUGGGAAGGCGCCGAUAUGUUGUAGUUUUAGGACGGGGGGUUCAACGACGUCGCAUAUGAUUCGGGUUCGUGAAUCGGGUUGUAGUGCUUACUCUAGCUUUGUGAAUUUGGAUCCGAGUUUGCCAGUGAGCCGAUGGCCCGAACCGGGAUUAGAGUUGCAGUGGGCCGUACCCACAUGA
Molecule: messenger RNA, 630 nt
Organism: Carica papaya (papaya)
Lineage: Eukaryota; Viridiplantae; Streptophyta; Magnoliopsida; Brassicales; Caricaceae
Source: RefSeq, a predicted model, not a curated record